Aspergillus calidoustus is the source of this 1614-nucleotide messenger RNA. Lineage: Eukaryota; Fungi; Ascomycota; Eurotiomycetes; Eurotiales; Aspergillaceae. The record is from the annotation of a GenBank genome assembly.
AUGGCUAUUGGUAACAUCUACGCCAUUGCGGCCAUCGCCGUCAUUGGAGGUGGCCUCUUCGGUUUCGAUAUCUCUUCGAUGUCGGCUAUCAUUAACACAAGAGCCUAUCUUUGCUACUUCCACCAAGGACCGAUCGAGUUUGAUGAGAAUGGCGAACAACGCUGUCGAGGCCCCACUGCCGAUGUUCAGGGUGGUAUCACUGCCUCCAUGGCCGGAGGCUCCUGGCUCGGUGCCUUGGUUUCUGGUUUCCUGUCUGAUAUCUUUGGCCGUAAGACUUCAAUUAUGAUUGGUGCUGUUAUCUGGUGUAUCGGUUCCAUCAUCGUCUGCGCUUCCCAGAACAUCCCCAUGCUUAUCGUCGGCCGUAUCAUCAACGGUUUCAGUGUCGGUAUCUGUUCGGCUCAGGUCCCUGUCUAUAUCUCAGAACUUGCUCCCCCAACUAAGCGUGGUCGUUUGGUCGGUCUCCAGCAGUGGGCCAUCACCUGGGGUAUCAUGAUCAUGUUCUACAUCUCCUACGGAACGAGCUAUGUCUCUGGCACUGCCGCCUUCCGCAUCCCCUGGGGUCUGCAGAUGAUUCCCGCCAUCCUCCUCUUCUUCGGCAUGAUGCUGCUGCCCGAGUCGCCCCGUUGGUUGGCCCGUAAGGACCGCUGGGAGGAUUGCCUCGCUGUGCUGACGCUCGUCCACGGCAAAGGCGACCCCAACGCUCCUUUUGUUCUUCGCGAAUAUGAGGAAAUCAAAGCCAUGUGCGAGUUUGAGCGCCAGAACGCCGAUGUCUCCUACCUCGAACUCAUCAAGCCCAACAUGAUCAACCGCACUCAUGUCGGUGUCUUUACUCAGAUCUGGUCGCAGUUGACUGGUAUGAACGUGAUGAUGUACUAUAUCACGUAUAUCUUUGCCAUGGCCGGUCUCGAGGGCAACAACCUGCUUGUAUCCUCGUCUAUCCAAUAUGUCAUCAACGUCUGCAUGACUGUCCCUGCCAUCCUCUGGGUCGACCGCUGGGGACGUCGUCCCACUCUCCUCCUUGGCGCCAUCGGAAUGCUUACCUUCCUCUUCGCCAACGGUGGCUUGAUGGCUAGCUACGGCCAUGCUGCACCAGAAGGAGGCCUCGAUGGCAUUGAAGCCCAGUCCUGGAUCAUCCGCGGACCUCCCAGCAAGGCCGUCAUCGCCUGUACAUACCUGUUCGUGGCUGUGUAUGCCAUCUCCUGGGGCCCGGUCUCCUGGGUCUACCCCCCCGAGCUGUUCCCUCUCCGUGUCCGUGGAAAGGCCAACGCCCUCUGCACCUCGUCCAACUGGGCGUUCAACUUCGCUCUGGGCUACUUCGUUCCUCCUGCCUUUGUGAACAUCCAGUGGAAAGUCUACAUCCUCUUUGGUGUCUUCUGUACCGCCAUGUGCAUCCAUGUCUUCUUCAUGUUUCCUGAAACCGGAGGAAAGACCCUCGAGGAUGUCGAGGCCAUCUUUACCAACCCCAACGGUAUUCGCUACAUUGGUACUCCCGCCUGGAAGACGAAGAACGAGCGUGGUCGUGCGGCGAUUCUGGAACAGACUGGCUUCGACGCGGACGAGGAGAAGCGCGCUGGUGUCCAGCACGACGAAGUUCCCGAGAGGGCUACUCAGUAG